AUGCAGCGCAGUCACGCCAAAGAGACUGUGGCGUCGAUGAUCUACACCAACCAGCUCGAGAUGAACAUUGAUGAAGGAACAUCUUACCUGGACUGCUUUCGCGGGGUCGACCGCCGCCGCACCGAAAUCGCGUGCAUGGUUUUCAUGGCACAGCCCUUUUGUGGCUCCGUGCUUGGAGGCACGCCUACAUACUUCUUCGUCCAGGCUGGUCUUCCCGAGUCCAUCUCGUUCCGCAUGUCAGUCGGCGGUCUCGGUAUCGCAUCAGUGGGCACAGUGGCAUCUUGGCUCCUCCUCGGCGCCUUUGGCCGUCGCACCCUGUAUCUCUGGGGUCUUGGGCUGUUAACAUCCGUUCUCAUGACUGUCGGCUUCAUCAGUGUUGGCGCUGGGGACUCUUCGGGUGGCAACUACGCCCAGGCAGCCAUGAUGCUGUUGUGGCUCGGCGUCUACUACAUGACCGUGGGGCCUAUCUGCUACGCCAUUAUCUCCGAGGUGUCCUCGACCCGUCUGCGCAACAAGAGCGUGUGCCUGAGCCGCAUCGCGUACUACAUUGGGCAGAUUGUCUGCAACGUGAUCAAUCCGUACAUGCUGAACCCAACGGCCGGCGAUUGGAAGGGGAAGACGGCGUUCUUCUGGGGCGGGUGUGCUUUUGCCUUCUUCGUAUGGACCUUCUUCCGACUACCGGAGACGAAGGACAAGACGUUUGCGGAACUGGAUAUCCUCUUUGAGAAGAAGAUUGGGGCGCGGGAGUUUUCCGGGUACAAGGUGGAUGCGUAUGCUCAAGGUGGAGAGUCUUUGGUGAAGAAGGGAUGA
Molecule: messenger RNA, 810 nt
Organism: Verticillium alfalfae VaMs.102
Lineage: Eukaryota; Fungi; Ascomycota; Sordariomycetes; Glomerellales; Plectosphaerellaceae
Product: general alpha-glucoside permease
Exons: 1
Coding region: 1-810 (269 amino acids)
Biological process (GO): transmembrane transport; carbohydrate transport
Cellular component (GO): membrane
Molecular function (GO): carbohydrate:proton symporter activity
Source: RefSeq, a predicted model, not a curated record